Messenger RNA from Syngnathoides biaculeatus (alligator pipefish), 2643 nucleotides. RefSeq names its product tropomodulin 2 (gene tmod2). The coding region runs from base 201 to 1241 and encodes 346 amino acids. The transcript has 10 exons. Gene Ontology annotation, cellular component: striated muscle thin filament; myofibril. Gene Ontology annotation, molecular function: tropomyosin binding. Lineage: Eukaryota; Metazoa; Chordata; Actinopteri; Syngnathiformes; Syngnathidae. The record is from RefSeq and is a predicted model, not a curated record. Gene Ontology annotation, biological process: muscle contraction; pointed-end actin filament capping; myofibril assembly.
CGUCUCUCUCUCUCUUCUGCCCCCGUUCCCACUCUUGGGCUGAGUUUAGAAAUCAGUCAGUCCGGCCGUGUCCUCUCAAGGAAGUCGACUCGCCCGUCACCCUCCAGGCUGUUCUCUCCUGCGGAGCGACAAGGCCGAGACAUCAGAAGCGGGGCUGCGCUCUGUCGUCCAGUGUGGUCUGGCAAGCAACGACGAGCAUCAUGACGUUGUCGUUCAAAAAGGACAUGGACAAGUACAAGGAUCUGGAUGAAGAUGAGAUUCUUAACAGUCUGUCGGUGGAUGAGCUCAAACAGCUGGAGACAGCCCUGGAGGAUAUGGACCCAGAGAAUGCUCUUCUUCCGGCGGGUUUGCGUCAGAAGAACCAAACGACUAAACAAGCCACGGGGACCUUUGACAGAGAGAGUCUCCUCAAGUACCUGGAGAAGGAAGCCAUGGAGUAUAAGGACAGAGAGGACAUUGUACCGUUCACUGGAGAGAAGAAAGGCAAAGUAUUUAUUCCGAAACAGAAGCCAAUAGAAGCACAACAGGAAAACGUCACAAACCUUGACCCAGAGUUGGAGGAAGCCUUGUGCAGUGCCACGGAUACAGAACUCUGUGAUCUUGCAGCAAUCCUGGGCGUUCACACGCUUGUAACCAGCAAUGAGACCUACGAUGCAACUGGAGCAAGAGAGAGCUACAACAAUGUGGUUAAAGGAGAAAAGAUGACCCCUGUGUUUGACGAGCCACCUAAUCCUACGAAUGUAGAAGAAACACUGAACAGGAUCAAGAGCAACGAUGCCUCCCUAACCGAGGUCAACCUGAACAACAUUAAGAACAUCCCCGUCCCCACUCUCAAAGACUUUGCCAAAGCCAUGGAGAAGAACAGACACGUAACCAAGUUCAGCAUGGCAGCCACACGGAGUAACGACCCCAUUGCGCUGGCGUUCAGCGAAACCCUGAGGGAGAACAAGACGCUGCGAAGUUUGAACUUGGAGUCCAACUUCAUCACAGGUGCUGGGAUGCAGUCGCUGAUUGACGCGCUGCGAGACAAUGACACGCUCACGGAGAUCAAAAUAGACAACCAGAGGCAACAGUUGGGUACCAAUGUAGAGAUGGAAAUCGCUAAAAUGUUGGAGGAGAACAACAGCAUAGUCAAGUUCGGCUACCACUUCACCAAGCAAGGACCGCGCUCUCGAGCUGCUGCCGCCAUCACCAAGAACAAUGACCUCGUCCGCAGGAGGCGAGUGGAAGGGGACCAGUAGAGGCGGAGUCCCGCCCAUAUCCCAGCCAAUCACGUCGCUUCAUCUCGCCAUGUGGAACCGCUUCCACCAACGCCCUGAUCUCAUCUCAACGUGUGGAACAAGUCUUGUGCCAAACUGCGCGGCAAGAACGUACAUCUGAGACGAAGAGAAAUAACUGGAACGAAACGCCCCCCCCUCUCCCAUAUAUACCUUUAUUAUAUUAAUUAUUAUUGUUAUUAAGCUGUCAUUGAAGGUGUUCAUCAAAUGAGUUUUUAAGUCUUUCCAUUUCAGCUGCUCCUGUCCUGACCUUUUUACUCUUUUCUUUUAUACUGAUGGAACAUCAAUAACGGUUCACGUUGCACAGCAGAUUAGAACUAACCAUGAACGUUCAGGAUCACCUCACGGAACCGCAGGGUCACACCAUCCAGAGCUCUUAAAUAUCUACGCUGCUCCUUGUCUCUGUGUAAAAACUUUGUGGUAAUUGCAUGUGAAGGCACACGGAGGCUAUGUUUUAUUUUUCCCGACGCCAUCUUGUAAAACGUCCCAGCCGCCGCGUAUUCUGAUUCCCGCUCGUUUUGUCAAGUCUGUGCCGACGUCGACGCCUCCGACUCGCCCCGUCUAGUUCGAUACUGUCGUCGCUCAAAAGUGCCGCCGCCGCGUCACGUUUUAUAUCUCACCGACGUUUGCAUUUUAACUGAUUUUGUUUUCCGGACCUCCUCCCGCAACGAACGGCGAGCCCGACUCGACUUAGUAAACGUUCAGCGGAACUACGGUGUAAACGUCAUCCGGUUGUGAAGAGGUUUAACAAUUGAAGCCAUAAAUGUGUAAUCUGAUGUUAAACCACGCCAAAGACCAACACUUGCAUCUUUUUUUUGUGUCUUUCUGGACCUUGUGCUUAUAUUGGACUAGGUUUUGGCUUAAAUAGUCAGUUCCUCACGGUGUCAUUUUUCGUUUCAAUAUUCCUUUUGCUUGCCUUUUUCUUUUUCACAUUUCUUGGUUAUUCUUUGGGGAGGGAUAAUUUAUAGCUAAAGCAGUCAAUACCAAGUGAGAGAACAAAGGACGCACGUUUUAUGUGUUAUCUCCAUGAAAAACGGGUUUUCCCCUACUGUCCAUCAAAAAAUUGGCCACCAACUUUUUCAACACUUAGAGCACGGGUGUCAAACACAAGGCCCAGGGGCCUAAUCUGGCCCACCAUCUGGUUUUAUGUGGCCCACAAAGGCAAAGCAUGUCCCCCGACUUCCAUGAUUCAUGUGAAAAUCUGUACCGAAAUUUAAAAAUUGCCACGUCAUUAAAUAACAUUGAGAUAUUCAAAUCAUUUUUGUUUUACCAAACGUAAUCAUUGAAUCAUUCCUGAUGUCUGAUUCUCAAAAUACUAAUUUUGUGUGUAAAUAUGAUGAGGUAAUUAAAGUUGUUUUUUUUUUUU